Molecule: messenger RNA, 2203 nt
Organism: Bradysia coprophila
Lineage: Eukaryota; Metazoa; Arthropoda; Insecta; Diptera; Sciaridae
Gene: tara
Product: SERTA domain-containing protein 2 taranis
Cellular component (GO): nucleus
Molecular function (GO): transcription regulator activity
Source: RefSeq, a predicted model, not a curated record
UAUAUAACGACAGUGAAUACAUUGGACGUGUCUGAAGCAAAUCUAAAGCGAAUGGAAAUCAGUAAGACCUGUGUGUUGCAUGCCAUAGGUUUAGUUGGUGGAAGUUGUGAAGCAAAUGAAAGAAAUAUUCCAGUUUUACGAUAAUUUUGUGUGUUUUGUAGCAAUAUAAAAAAAAAUUAAAAAAAAGAAAGAAAGAAAUGAUAAAUUAACAAUUACUACUUGACAUUUAAUACAUUUUAAAUAAUCAAAAAUCAGAAUCGAAUUUGAAAAAAAAUUGGCCAAUUUGAAGGAAUGAAAAGUGUUUUUUUUAGUUUGUUUUGUUUGGUUGAACUGUACAAGCAGGACUAAGUUUUUUCGAAUUAAGUAUAAGAGGACGAACAAAUUAAAAAAAAGAAAACUAUAAUGCUUUACUUCGGUCCAAAAAUAAUGAACUCUCUUGGAGAAGACUAAAAUGUGGACUGAGUUACAGAAUUCAGCAAUGAUGGGUCUUCAGGCAACGGCCACGAAACGAAAAUACGAAGUGGGUGUAUGCGGUAAUGCUGGUGACGUACAGGCGAACUGUACGCCAGCGAAAGCGAGUCGAUGGUCGACAAUGUCAACGAUAACUAAUUCCAGAAAUAUAAAUAAAUUCCAAGCGCCAAGCGCCGAAGAUAGCAUAGCCAAACUGGAAGCAGUCGUAGCCGUGCCGAGUGAACUGUGGAGUGCUGAACCAAUCGUAGAUAGUAUAUCAAGAUUACAAGCUGUUGCCGUACCUGAUACAUGGGGAUCUGAUAGUACCAGAUCUGCAUUAGCAACCACCUUAUUGAAUGCAGACGAUUUGGAAGAGGACGACGAUGAUUUCGAAGAUGAUUUUGAUGAAGAGGACAGUAUUAUACCGAGUUAUUCACCAAUCCGAUAUCCUAGUUCACCGCCAAGGGGUUACAUGCCGCCCGGAUAUCCGAAACCAAAUUAUUAUUCGGAACCAUAUCCGCAGCAAAAUUGCUCACGAACGCCGAGCCACUAUGCCCGUGCCGGUCACUACACAUGGAAUAAUAACGGAUAUUAUAUACCGCCGGAAGCAGCAAGUCCACAGCAGACAAUACGUUGUGCUGAAAAUGGCAAAUCGUACCUGGAACUAGGCAGUGGUAGUUAUGGUAGUGUAGACUCUAGGCACCCGAAACGCUGCUGUGAUGGAAGAGGGAAUUGGUGCAAUAGUAAGCAAUGCUAUAGAGACCGAAGACUUAAAAUGAGAAACUUAUCCAUGUUCAAACUGUCGCGAUUUCGUCAAGUAUCCGAGCAAUCUUUGUAUCGAUCUGUGUUAAUUUGCAAUACGCUAAAAAGUAUAGACCGUGAAAUUGAACACGAAAGCAAAGAGUCGUCGCCGAAUAACGCGUCCGAAUUCCAUCAGAAUCAUUACAAUAACUCCAAACUAAUCAACAAUAAUGCACAAAAUGAAUUACAUUCGAACCAGCCAAAUCAAUACUCCUCCAGUGAUAAUAGCAAUAGUAACUUCAAUCAGCCAUCAUUUAACAGCAGCAGUAUAAACAAUAACAAUCGAUUAGCCUCAUCGGUGACCACUAUCGUAUCAUUGAACGAAUCAAUUACACCGUACGACCCGCUAAAAGAAGCCCAAUCCGGACGGGCAACGCCAUUCCCACUAUCCGGUGAUACCGAUUCCGGUUUCGGUGACGAGGACUGUACCCGGCCUAUCAAUUGGGGAUCGGUGUUAAGUUUAUCGUCCCAAUCGGCAUUGGAUCCGUUGAACAACAACGAUCUGUUUACCACCCAAACGACCAGCAUGGCGAUAACGCAAAGCAGUACUACGACAACAUUAACUGGUAGUUCGUCGACAACGAACUGGGAAUACAAUUUAUUGGAUAUGGAUUUGGGUCUGGGACCUGAGCUAACCGAAUUACUGCCUAGUUGGAAACUAACUCCAUUGAGUGCUGACGAUAUACUGAAAUCUGUGUCGCCGCCGCUCGAACCAAGUAAAGUGAUGUUAGAAAGUGAAAUAGACUCAUUUACACAUAUAAUGGUCGGGAGUUAGUAUUCAUUGAAUUUUUAGGCAAAUAAAUAUUAAAACUACACAAACAAAACAAAAAAAAAAGAAUUAUUUUAAAUUGCUCAGGUUGUGAGGCUUUGUUCAGUCAAAUUGAACAAAAUCGCUUUAUCUAAUAAGUUUUUAAUUAAUUUAUUAUUAUUAUUUAAUAAAAAAAAAGAAAAA